Perkinsus marinus ATCC 50983 is the source of this 480-nucleotide messenger RNA. RefSeq names its product ankyrin repeat domain-containing protein, putative. The record is from RefSeq and is a predicted model, not a curated record. Lineage: Eukaryota; Perkinsozoa; Perkinsida; Perkinsidae. Gene Ontology annotation, cellular component: nucleus; cytoplasm. The transcript is spliced from 5 exons. Gene Ontology annotation, molecular function: protein binding. The coding region runs from base 1 to 480 and encodes 159 amino acids.
AUGACAGCGGAGAGACAUUCAGUCAAGUUCCACAGCACCUGGGCUAAUGAGCCUCCCACUGAAGCGGAGAAGGCUAAGGUGAAAUCAGAGCGGGCCCUUAUGCGAGCCGUCCUUGCUGGGAAUAAGGUGGCAGUAGAGGCUGCUAUUGAGGAACUACCACGGAACGGUGGCGAUAUCAAUGCUGAGGGCUCAGGAGGAUGUACAGCACUGCAUGCGGCAGCCUCCUUGACUGACGAGGACUGCUCUCUCUACCUAUGCGGUCGCCUGUUAGACCAUGAUGCCGAUCUAGAGGCAGAAAACAGUCUCAACUUCACGCCUCUUAUGACCGCUUGUCUCGCGGGCAACCCCAAAGUGGUCACUUUCUUCCUAAGUAAGGGCGCUAACAUCAACGCCAGUAGCAGGAAAGGGAAGAUGCCCUUAGCCAUCGCCGAGGAAGCCGGUCACCAAGCGGUCGUCGAAGCCCUACAGAGUGCUUUGUGA